Symbiodinium pilosum is the source of this 2337-nucleotide messenger RNA. The record is from the annotation of a GenBank genome assembly. Lineage: Eukaryota; Dinophyceae; Suessiales; Symbiodiniaceae.
AUGAAUCGCGAGGCGCUGACUGCAAGGACUCGACGAGGAUCUGUGACGGACCGGUCACCCCCGCGUCGUGCGGCUUUCCGACGGUUGACAAGGAGGAACUCGCAAUUUCCAGGUCCUGGUGCCCUUAGCCUGGGUCCUCGUCACACACGCGUUAACGACAUCCUCGCAACUUUUGGCGAGGAAGAGAACAUCACAUCACGUCGUCCAUCAUCUCUGCCCGGUGGUUUGGACAGCCAAGGAGGAGCUGGUCUCGGUUACCUCCAGGACCGCUGGAAGGAUUUGGAAUCCGCAAUGCAGCCUCAGCUCCGGAAUCGAGCGCUGACAGAGGACCUGCGCAGAGAUCUUGUCAGCCUCGAAGGCCAGGAUCUAAAUGCUUUCGUCAAGGAAGGAUUCAUCACAGAGGACUUCUCUCGACUAGUGUACGAUAAGUUCAAGAACGAUGCUGAGCCAGAGUUUCUGCAUGACCUUCAGUUGGAGAAAUGUGGUGGCCUGAGCGCUUUGAGCGAGCUGGAUUCACCACCGAAAUACUUUUGGUUUUUCGUUCUCGUUGUCUCCGUAAUAUUCAACGUUUGGUACCUCAUACAUUUGGACUGGCAAAUCUUUACCACCUACAUCAUUGAAGUGUUCCAAACGUGGGACCUGCACGGCAUUAUAGCUCGCCUUUCCAAUGGCGGCGGCAGCCAGUCCAAACAAGACAUUCAGGCCGAACUAUUUGAUGACCCCAUGUUCAAGGGCAGCAUUUUCGGAAUGAUUUCUGAUCACGAGACACGCUUGACGAUAGUAACUGCUGCUGUCAUGGUCGCUAUUUGGGAGGUCGGUUGGCUGAUGACGCAACUGGUCUGGGUAGUCUACAUUCUUUACAUGGCCUGCUGUGAGCAGUCGGAGUACAAGCGCUACAAUGCCAUCGGCUACUUUUUUCAAACGCUGCUGCCGCAGGCCAGCACGUUCUCUGCUGUUAAGCUGAUGGCACGAGUGCACCCUUCGCUGAUCAUGAACGAGUACCAAGAUUGGGUGACUUCGCUUUCUGAGCGAGGACUGAUGUGCGGUCAUAGAAGGAAUACAAUUGGCUACGUGAUGCUGACCACUUCGUUUAUCGUCUUCCACGCCUUCUGUGCCACAGCAGCUGUCAGCGCAUUCUCCGUCAAGAUGUUGGCAGUAAGUUUCAAAGUCGUCAACCCCGAUAUCUCCUGGUGGUACCGCCUGUUCAGCAUCCUUGCCACCCUGAACCAAGUCAUGGGGGCUGUCUAUAUUGAUCGUCUGCUGCAGGAUCGCGUGUUCCUUUUCGUCUUCGGUGGUCGAGAUUCCACAUAUGAGGAUGAUGAGCUGGCGUACAAAAAUGCUUAUAUGACUCGACUGGUCAAAGAGAUUUGGCUUGAGUACUGGCAGAAGGGGUACUAUUUCUCGGCUCUGGUCCUGCUUGCAACUUUCGAUCACUACGACUUGCAGUGGCUUAUGAUCGAGCCUCCGGAGGAUGACGAAAACUUGGUGCUGCAAAGGCUUGGACUCGCAUCUCCGCGGGAAUCACCACAGCGAACUGUUUCUGCGCCAGCAAACGGGCUUGCCGCACGCCCAAAGAAGGCUGCGUCUGGGCUCGAUCACACAACCUGGUGGGAGAAAUUGUGGACAACGCUGGGCUGCCAUUCCAUAAGCCGAGUCCACUCCAGCCCGGACCUUGAGACUGUUCACGAGGAGUUCCAUGAGUCUCCUGUGCACUCGUUGCAUUCGGCUGCGAUGAAGGAUGAUGAUCUUGAGAAGAAUGAGGACGUGGCUGUGAAGAUCCCGGAGCAGGCUAUGAGCGAGGUUCGUCCUCGGCGAUCUAUGUCUGAAAAUCUGUCACACAAGGCCUCGCACCGAACACCCAUCAGCCUGAAGUUGCCCUCCUCCGAUGGACUGGGCCCUGUUGCUAGCGAGCGCUCUGGACAGGAAGAGAGCGCCUUCUCAGAGACGCCGCAAACGAAUCGAAAUAGCGUGAUGAACGACCAGGAUCUCAUCAGCGAGUCAUCGCAGCCAUUGCUUUUCCCGGUACAGGACCCUGCUGAGACAGCAAGCCGAGAGUCAACAAGUUCAUUUGGAAUGGCAGCCAUUGCCCGUGCUGUCGAAAGCCGGUGUGCUGCUUGGGGCGAUGGCUGGAACGGAUGGACUGAGGGAGUCAGGAAGAAGCGGGCUGGCUAUCUCGCCUGGGCAGAUGGCUGGAGUGACAGUGGAAUCCCUAUGUCCAGGUCCAACACGAGUGAUGUUGUCGACAUGGAGCACCUCUUCACAAGUCACGAGGUGGCCAGGGCCAGCCAUGAUGAUCCGACUGCUCCUACAUCUCCUACAUGCGACAGCAUGGUGUGA